Messenger RNA from Aspergillus steynii IBT 23096, 2274 nucleotides. Its product is annotated as fungal specific transcription factor domain-containing protein. Gene Ontology annotation, molecular function: DNA-binding transcription factor activity; transcription cis-regulatory region binding. The record is from RefSeq and is a predicted model, not a curated record. Lineage: Eukaryota; Fungi; Ascomycota; Eurotiomycetes; Eurotiales; Aspergillaceae. The coding region runs from base 293 to 1840 and encodes 515 amino acids. Gene Ontology annotation, cellular component: nucleus. The transcript is spliced from 3 exons. Gene Ontology annotation, biological process: positive regulation of transcription by RNA polymerase II.
CUUUUCUUUGCCUAGAAGACAUGGUCUACUCCGAGAUCCAGCGCGCGAGAAGAACAGUCAAAUCAGCAGCAUAGCGGGCUGUGCACGGUGCAAGCAGCGCGUAAUUGUUCGCCUCGAUCGAUGAUAUCAAUAAGCUGAUGCCUGGCAGCGAAUCAAAUGCGAUCUAGGAAGGCCCGCCUGUCUUCCAUGCUCUGCUCGAGGAUACGAUUGCCCUGGAUACAACAAACCAGUGAAAUGGUCGACGAAGCAUGAAGCCACGGGGGUUUCUGGCCAGGAUCUCGAUGAAAGCCCCAUGGACUGGUUUACUGAGCCGGCAGAGAAACUCCAUACCGCUCUACAAAGUUAUGACAAUCGGUCGAAGCACCGAUCCCCAAGGCCUGUGAAUGAGCAGCUCGCCAGGGAGCCGGAUCUCAUCCCGGCCUUGACUGAUCCCUCCACUACACUGCGGGAAUACUAUUUCUCUCGCACAUGUCGCAUCCUUUCCGGGUUUGACUCGCCCAAGAACCCUCUGCGAGAAUGGGUCUCACGGCUCUCCAUGCACGAGCCCGUGAUCCAUUUCUGCAUGCUAUCAAUUUCAGCGGCCCACGUCUCGCAGAAAAAGUGUCGAACCGGAGCCCUGGGUCUCAAACACCACGUCAAUGCGCUUUCGAGUCUUGCAAAUGAGGUUGCUCGUCGAGAUUUCUUGCCGUCGUCCCGUUCGCCGGACGACUCUAACUUGCGAGCAAGAGAAACUCAGACCACAGCCAUAUUACUCCUGGGUAUAGUCAUGAUAGGCAUCACUUCAUCGUGGCAUGAUCCAUUCUCACUCGGUCUACAACACCUUCACGCGGCACGAACGCUGUUCCAACAACACGUCUCUAGAAACGGUGCUCUUUCCUUCCAAGGUCCUCCGGAUAUGAGCGAUUCAUCUGCGCGGCACUUCUUCGUGGGCGCUCUAGCCUACUGGGAAGCUCUGGCGUCUUUCAUCGUGGACCAAAACACCGAUGUGGCCGAUUACCUCCUGCCCUUCUACGACCGGGGUGAAACCACCACGUUAAGCAUCCAUCCCUGGAGCGGGGUCUCGACCACGCUGUUCAUCUACCUAUCCAAAGUCGGCUCCAUCGCCAGACAGCUUCGGCAUUUACGGAAACCUCCGCCCCUGCAGACACGAGCCCAGAUGCUGACCGAGACCCGGAACACGCUCCUGCUGCAUGCCGCGUCCCUCGAAGAAUCUGUCUCGCAAUACAGAGUCCCGGCCGUCGAAGCCGUGUCUGACACAGACGACCCCUUCGCGCCCGUCGGCCAUUUUCAGACUCUAGCGAGGGUAUACCAGCUCUCGAGCCUGCUGGAGCUGUACAGGAAUUUCCCCGAACUACUAGCCCAGAAAACGCGUACGAUAGUACUCCAGCAAGAUGCAGUAUUCCACUCUAACUACAGAGACCGGCUUAAUGCGCUGGCCAUCGACAUUCUUUCCCUCGUUGCGUCGAUCCCCGAGACGUCCGGUACCAGGGCCAGUCAGAUGCUCGCCCUCAUCAUAGCCGGUAGUACGCUGCAGUUUCAGGGGGACAUGUCGACCGAGGGAAAUGUCCAGUCGCUGGAUGGGACGAGUACGCCGGCGGUUAUUGGACACUGGCGAUCUUUUGUGGACGCGAGACUCGGCAACAUGCAUCGGUUCGUGGGACUCAAGACAGUGAACCAGGCGGGUGCAAUUGUCAAGGAGACUUGGGAGCGAGCGGACCUGUCGGGAUUGGCGUCAGGGAGGGGGGCCAGGAUGGACGACGAGACGCCAGUCCAGCCAGCGACGAUCGUGCACUGGAUUGACGUUAUGAUUGAAAAGGGACUUGAGACGAUUCUGGGAUGAGAGGGGUUGCGCCCCCUUCGCUCUAUGAGCAUCCAAUGGACUCUCUUUUGCGUACAACGAGCAAGCAUGGAAUUGGCGAUCUCUUCUAUUGACCGAGUAGGGCCCCUAGGUACCCUGCUAGCAUCCUUCGCCUGACGCCCGAAUUCCACCAAGGUUUUUCAACCACAUAUUCUUAAGGGGUGUUGGUUUGUUUUAGGAGAUUUUCAUGGAGUCUGCGAGUCAGGCAAAGGGAUGGAUCGAGCAAGAGAUCAUCCUCAAUGGUCCUGCCGAGGUAUGCGAAGGGCAUUUCCGACGGUUUCCGAGGUAUUGCCACGGAGUGGAGAUCCCGGGCCGCGCUUCUUACUCGGAAAAGACUGAAAACCCAUUCAUUGAACCUCGGGGUUGACUCGCAGGUCCCGUUGAUAGCGAACAAAAAAAAAAAAAAAAAAUGCCAC